Messenger RNA from Contarinia nasturtii (swede midge), 1554 nucleotides. RefSeq names its product regulatory protein zeste-like. Bases 324 to 1427 code for a protein of 367 amino acids. Lineage: Eukaryota; Metazoa; Arthropoda; Insecta; Diptera; Cecidomyiidae. The record is from RefSeq and is a predicted model, not a curated record. The transcript is spliced from 3 exons.
AACCAAUAUCCAUUUGACAGUCAGUGAGUAAAGAAUUUUUUUCACUUGGCACGAAGCGAGUGAAUAUUUUGUAUUUUAAGUUAAAUUUUCUUUUAUAAAAGAUCAACCAUCAAACAAAUACUUCUACAUUGAGAUUUUAUUCAAUGCUUGAGUGAAAUAAAUAUUAAAUUCAGAAUUGAACGUUGAGAAUUUGGGACAUUUCAUUAAUUUUUUUCCAGAUUCGUUUUUUGUUUUGUAUUUUGAUUUUUGUAUAAUUGAUUUGUAAGGGGCUUCCAUUGUUAAGCGGUGAAGAUAAAUAUUUUCUACAAAACGAAAACAUAACGAUGAAUGACGAUAAGAAAUCGUUGCGUUUUACGGAAGAAGAAAAAAGUGUACUAUUCUCAUUAUUUGGCAAAUACAAGGAUGUUAUUGAUAUUCGACAUCGUCGGAAUUCACAGUCUCAACACAAACAAGUCGCACUACGAAAAUGUUGGGACUCAAUACUUGAUUCAUUCAAUGCACAUCCCGAUACGAGCAAACGGUCGAUGAAACAAAUUCAAAAAUUUUGGUUAAAUUCAAAAUUGAGAAAGCGUUUGCCAGACGAUAAAGAAGGUAGUAAAACGUGCGAGAAGCGGUCAAGAAUUAUCGAAAUAAAGGGUUCUCCGUCGAAAAAAUCAAAUGAUGCAGCGUAUCAAGAACUAGUUAAAACGUGUAAAGAAUCCGAUAAUGAAGACGACGAAAAUUCAGAUCGAAAAAUGUCGUUGGAUACAACCGACGAAAUCGCAUUGUCUGAAACAAAUGUAACGAAUGGGGAGCAGUAUGAAGACGAACAAUAUGAUCCAUUGGGUGAUUCGUAUUUUCAAAAUGAUGCAAUCACGUUAAAAGUCAUUGACGAUCCAAUUGAUUUGGAUCUUGCAGCACCAGCACCAUCAAGUAUUGUGACAAUUCCUGCGCAAACACAGCGUGGUACAACGCUAGUUACACUCCCUAGCCAAAGUUAUGAGCAUGUAAAAAAGCAAGAAGCGUCACCAACGUCACAGUCGGCUUCAGUACAACCAACAACUGCCUAUAUCACCUAUUCGCCUUCAUCAACGGCCACCCUUGCCAAUCAAAACAUUCAACUAGUGAAAAGUGCAAAUGGAAAUUAUUUAAUUACAACUCCAGCCUCAAACUCGACACCACAAGUGAUUCGAGGGUCGCGUCUUAGUCAAGCGUCACCAACCAUAACAGCAACAUCAUCAUUAUCGAUGAAGGACACCGAAAAUGCAUCACUUCAAGAUUUACAAAAGCAAGAAGCCUUACUUCGUAUUCGCGAAGCCAAAAUAAGGUGUGAAGUGCAAGAAAUUGAAAAGGAAAAAGCUCGUGAAGAAUUACUUCAAAUGCGUGAAGUUCAUCGAAUGAAAAUUAAAGAGAUGGAAACAAGACUUCGAAAUAUGGAACGUUCAUGAUAUGAUACAUCAAAAUUUAUCAAUCGGUCUCAAUAUAUCUGAAUUUAUAUUAUAAACAUUGUCUGUAUGUAUUAUUUUUUUUAGUUUAUGCAUGCAAAUGUUUCGAAUACAUUUUUCUAUUGUAAAA